AUGAGCACAUCGUUCGGCACCGUCGCAGGCGUCGCAGCCAGUCGCGAGGGCGGCGCGUCCACCGGCCUCGACCCGACCUCCUCGCCCACGCUCUCGAGGCGCCCCAUCCCGAGCGACGACUCGUCGACGACGUCGUCGUCGCAAGGCGCACCUUCCGCCUCGUCGGGCGCGGCCUCGACCAACGACCUGUCGCAGCUCCGCCGCCGGUCGAGCGUCACCAACCUGCACUCGGCCCUCCUCGUCGUCGACGACAUGGCGCCGGCACCAGCGUCGACCGCGAUGGAGCGGGUCUCGUCGCUCACGACGUUCAUGAAGGGCGGCGGCGCAGCAGGGUGCGACAAGGCGGCGGUCAGGGCGGGACCGGGACUCGGGCGCGACCAGUCGAAGCGCGCCAGCACCCGUCCGACGCCAUCGCUCCUGCCCAUCAACCGUCGCCGGCUCUACACGAGCCUCGCUCGACUCGGUAGCCUCGCCGCUGCCGCCCUCGUCGCCGUGUACCUCGCCAAACUCGUCGCCGCGCCGUUCCUCCCCAAGGUCCGGGGCGAGCGCAUCUUCAACACGCUCGAGACGGUCCCCUACCCUCUCGCGACCCACCCCCGCACCCCUCGAGCCGCCGAGCAGCGCACCCUCGCCUUUGCCGACUACCUCACGACCCGCCUCGGCUCGCACUUCUCGUCGCCGGCCGGCAACCUCCCCGGCCGCACCAAGCCCGGCAGCCAGCUGUGGCUCACGACGGCCACAAACCAGUCGGUCGCCAUGGGCGCGCGGCACCUCGUCGCCUUUGCCGAGCGCCUCGAGGCGACCGGCGGCCCGUCGGCGUUUGCGCCCGUUCGCGCCGAGGUCAACGGCUCGGCCACGCCGCUCGAGGCGCUCGAGAACCGCGAGCAGCGCGACGCGAAGCGCGCCGUCGUCACGCUGUGCCAGGACGAGGCCUGCAUGGAGUACUGCCGCCGCGACCCGCAGCUGUUCUGCUACGGCGGCUUCUUCGACGGCAAGGGCCGUCGUCCACGCGUCGCGAGCCAGGUCGGCGGCGGGGCAUCAACGUUCGCCGAGAUCGCCAAGCUCGCGGGCACGAUGGAGGCGCUGCAGAGCGGGAGGCGCGUGUUCUGGGUCGACGACGGCACCUACUUCAAGGAGGACCCAGUGCCGUACAUGGGCGACCUCGGCUUGUUCGACAUGCAGAUCCCCGAGAGCUGGACGACCGGUCGCCCAAACUCGGGCUUCUCGUUCUUCGCUCCGACACAGCGCGUCAUCUCGCUGUUCGACCGCCUCCUCGUCAUCUCGCGGCACAUGCGCCAGAAAGACCGCGAGGGGUGGGCCUCGACCAACCUCCUCCUGGACCCGUCGGGCGAGCAGCAGUACAUGAAGCGCGUGCCUCCCGUGCACAAGACGGGCCUCGACGAGAACCUGUACGACGACGAGCCCGACACGGCGGCGGCGAGCUACGGGUCGGCGUCGUUCGAGAGCUCGUGGGACGGCGGUAUCGACGUUCGCGUCCUCGACCCGCAGCGGUUCAAGACGAGCGAGGGCCGCCUCGGCCGGCGCCUCUUUGCUUUCGAGAAGGAGCGACAGCGCGAGACGCUGUACUGGCACUGCGCAUGCUGCGGCGACUCGUUCGACAACGACUACAUCAGCGGCGCCCUCGGCUACCACCAGCCGUCCCUGACCUACUCCUUCCCCUCCAACUCGACCUCGUCCUCCAGCUCGACCCUCCCUUCCUUCCCCCUCGUCCUGCGCGUCCCCGAGCUGCGCGGCAAGCCCGCCGAGAUCCAGUUCGCCAUCUCGCUCCUCCUCCAGAUCGCGCACGACUCGGGCCGGGUCCUCGUCCCGCCUUUGACCGGGUUCGUGCGCAAGCGCGAGCACGGUCGCAUCGCCGAGUCGGAGAAGUACGUGUGGCGCAUCCUGCCGGCGCCGCUGUGGGCGCACCCGAAUCGCGCGGCGGCGACGACGGCGCUCCGAGGCGUCAAGCGCCCGCCUGCGGCCGUCCAGGUUCGCGAGCCGGGCUUUGUCCAGCACGCCGUCGAGUACCUGUGGGCCGAGCACGUCGGCGACAACGCGGCGCGGCAGCUCGUCAACGAGCUUGAGAUGCCGCUCGUGCUCGACAUGCGCGAGAUCGACUCGCUCAAGGCGCUCGUGACGGGCCUGACGCAGCCGUUCUGGAGCACCGAGCGCGUCGUCGAGAUCGAGCAGCUCGAGCAAUUCCGAGGCAAGCAGGGGUGGGAGCUGCGCAAGGAGUUCGAGGGCUUGAGCAUGUGCCAGCUCGAGGGCGAGCGCGACGACGAGGAGUCGGCGUGCGCCUCGUUGUGCCCUCUUUGAUGGCGUCUCGGUGGUCACGGUAUCUCUGCAUCGGUCCUUUGCAUUAUCAUUGUCGUUGUUCCCGCUC
Messenger RNA from Rhodotorula graminis WP1, 2383 nucleotides. RefSeq lists its product as uncharacterized. The coding region runs from base 1 to 2316 and encodes 771 amino acids. The record is from RefSeq and is a predicted model, not a curated record. The transcript has 4 exons. Lineage: Eukaryota; Fungi; Basidiomycota; Microbotryomycetes; Sporidiobolales; Sporidiobolaceae.